Sordaria macrospora k-hell is the source of this 1311-nucleotide messenger RNA. RefSeq lists its product as uncharacterized. NCBI's taxonomy places the organism in Eukaryota, Fungi, Ascomycota, Sordariomycetes, Sordariales, Sordariaceae. Gene Ontology annotation, biological process: regulation of alternative mRNA splicing, via spliceosome. The record is from RefSeq and is a predicted model, not a curated record.
AUGGUGGGCUUCUCUUUCGGACUCAAAAAGGCCGCGUCCUCCUCAAAAUCAGCGCCGGCUAAGAGGAAACCCGCGACCUUCGGCGGCGAUGACGACGACGAUAACACGACAGCUGGAGAUGGCCAACCCAAGCCGCUUGCCGCCGUUGAAAUCACGGAAUUGGACCUACUCGACGACAACACGAGCACCCUUCUAGAUAUAGGAGACGAUGAUGAUCGCAAAUCGAAAAAGAAAUCAAAGGGACUAGCACAACCACCACCACCCGUAUCGGCAACAACAACAUCAUCAUCAUCCUCCUCAAACAAAAAAGCACCACCUCUCGUUGCGGCCCAACAAUUCGGUGACCUCUCCUCCGCCCUCGAAUCGCGCAAAUACGCCCAAGCCGCCGCCGAUGCGGACCCCUCCAUCUAUGACUAUGACGCUGUCUACGACUCCUUCAAGGUUCCCCAAAGGAAGGAAAAAGAAGCCGACACCAAAGACAAGCGACCCCGGUACUUUGACGCUCUACAAAAAGCCGCCGAAACGCGCGAGCGUGACCGGGCGAUCGCGGAGGAGAAGAAGCUAAAACGCGAGCGCGAGGCCGAAGGAGACGCGUUUGCCGAUAAAGAGAAAUUCGUCACGGAGGCGUAUAAGCGCCAGCAGGAAGAGAACCGACGGCUGGAGGAAGAGGAGAAGAAGAGGGAGGAGGAAGAGGCCAAGAAGAACAAGAACAAGGGGUUGACGGACUUUUAUAAGCAGAUGCUGGAGAAGGAGGAGCUGGAGCAUGCGGCCAAGAUGAAGGCGGUAGAAGCGCGGGUUAAGGCUGGGACGGAAACUGCACAGCAGAAAGAGGGUGAAGCAAAUGAAGAAGAAGAGGAGGACGCGGAAAAGAGGGCGGCGGAAAAGGCGAAGGAGAUCAAUGCCAUGGGUGGCAACGUCAUCAUCAAUGAUGAUGGUGAGGUGGUGGACAAGCGACAACUGCUCAAGGGCGGUUUGAACGUGGCGCCCAAAAAGAAGGUGGAACACCAGCAGGAGAAGGCUCGACAGGCCGCGAAGCCUGCUGCGGCAUGCGGACCAGCUAAGGGUGUGUUCCAUGGUGGCAGCAAGCAGGCGAUGCGGGAGAGGCAGACGCGCAUGCUGGAGGCUCAGCUUGAGGAGAAGCUUAAGCGGGCGAGAGAGGAGGAGGAAGAGGAGAGGAAGAAGGUUGAGCUGGUGGCCAAGAGCAGGAAGACCGAGGCGGACAUCUCGAGCGCUAAGGAGCGGUACCUGGCGAGAAAGAGAGCGGCCGAGGAGGCGAAGAAGAAGGGCCUGGAGGAGGGUGCUGCGCCUUAG